AUGCAUGAAAAUAGAAGGCUCUCCUACCCAAAGGGGAAGCAGCGUCUGAAGCUCAGCCCGCUGGACGUGAAGCUCAUCUUGUGGCUAAUUGUCCAGAUCAAGCCGUUCAAGUACGUGGGAGACCGCACGCUGAGCCAGAGCAAAAAAUGGGACUUGAUCCAGCAGCGUUUUGAGGCCGAGAGAACGAAGCUGGCCGACAACUUGGUGGUGCCCACGGUUCGAACGUUGCAGAGGCAAAUGGCGGCGGCGUUGAGAAAAGCCCGAAACCGGCGAGUGCCUGCCGACUACACGCCGUUUUCUGUGUUUGAAACGCUUCGGGUGACGCUGCCGCUCGCCGACUUGGAGUUGGCGGUUUUGGAGCUCCACAAUCUCAGCGAAGCGUUCAAAAACGGGCAGAUGGUCGGGCUGAUCCCGCCCCACAUCAAGCGGGAGUUUGAUCCGCAUCAGAUGGACGUGGAGCCCGGGGCCCGAAGGCGGCGGUUUCUGCUGAAUGCGUCGCUGGCGUCGUUUUCGAGUUACGACUCGGACAAGGCCGAGGAAACGGCGCUGAUUUUGCGGCGCAUGAUCAACGAAAACAGACGGUUCCACGAGGAGAUGAUCGGGUUGAUGCUGCAGCACGCCACGGCGAUGAGCUCAGAGCUCCAGCGGCUUUUGGAUGUUGUAGAGGAGUCAAAACUGGCCGCAGAGCUGGAAAGAGAGGAGGAAGAAGAGGAGGAAGACGAAGAGGGGGAAAAAGGCGAGGAAAUGGAGAUCGAGGAGGCAAAGAAGGAGCCGCCAGAGCAGCCAGAGCAGCCAGAGCAGCCAGAGCAGCCAGAGCAGCCAGAGCCCCCCAGGAGCGAAAAGAGGUCGACGUUGCGAGACGUUUUGAACCAGGAUACUUAG
Messenger RNA from Candidozyma auris, 882 nucleotides. RefSeq lists its product as uncharacterized. The record is from RefSeq and is a predicted model, not a curated record. The transcript has 2 exons. Lineage: Eukaryota; Fungi; Ascomycota; Pichiomycetes; Serinales; Metschnikowiaceae. The coding region runs from base 1 to 882 and encodes 293 amino acids.